GCCCGGCCGGUGCUCGCUGCCUCCGCCCGCCCGCCAUGAACUCCCUGGACCAGGCUGAGGAUCUCAAAGCUUUUGAAAGAAGACUUACUGAAUAUAUUUCAUGUUUGCAACCAGCUACAGGACGUUGGAGAAUGAUUCUGAUAGUGGUAUCAGUCUGCACAGCAACUGGUGCUUGGAACUGGCUAAUAGACCCGGAGACACAAAAGGUGUCAUUUUUCACAUCGCUUUGGAAUCACCCAUUUUUCACAAUUAGCUGUAUUACCCUAAUUGGCUUGUUCUUUGCUGGAAUACAUAAAAGAGUGGUGGCACCAUCAAUUAUAGCAGCCCGAUGUCGAACUGUUUUGGCAGAAUAUAAUAUGUCCUGUGACGAUACUGGAAAAUUAAUUUUGAAACCUAGGCCUCAUGUUCAAUAAGGGCUGUCUUCCUUCAGUUUUUUCCACUGCCAUGGAAACCAAAAAUGACCUUUUUUUAAGGUAGUAUGAGAACAAAAAAACAAACAGGACUGGUUGUCACUGCCUGGGAGUGAAAGUCUUAUACAGUUGACAGUGAAAGUGUGCAAUAUUACUUUCUUGAAUAUUUAUCCAAAUUCUUUGUUAUCAUAUUAUCAGUGCUUUUGCUACUUCUGAUUACCUCUUUUUCAGUAUUAGUGUCACUUUUUUACUUCAGCUAGAACAGAACAUACAGGUGAAGUAUGUUAAUCGGCUAUGAAGUUGAACUUGAAAAUCAAACCUCGUUUGUGUUACGUGUCUUUGUAAGCUAUUGUAAAUAGCAGAUCGAUGCCAAUGUUCAGGAAAAGAAGUAAUAAUUUGCUGUAUGGAUUUUUUUUUUUUCUCAUGAACAGUAUUGACAGGAACACUUACCAUUCCCAUGAUGUUGUAUUAGCACACUUACUCAUUACAGCUGUCCUUGUCUCCUGGUCAUUCUUUUUGGAACUGGUUAAAAGGCUUGCAGAAAGAC
This is a messenger RNA of Gavia stellata (red-throated loon), 957 nucleotides long. It is a transcript of the gene CNEP1R1, whose product is annotated as CTD nuclear envelope phosphatase 1 regulatory subunit 1. The record is from RefSeq and is a predicted model, not a curated record. The transcript is spliced from 6 exons. Lineage: Eukaryota; Metazoa; Chordata; Aves; Gaviiformes; Gaviidae. Bases 36 to 413 code for a protein of 125 amino acids. Gene Ontology annotation, cellular component: Nem1-Spo7 phosphatase complex; cytoplasm.